Molecule: messenger RNA, 1984 nt
Organism: Oncorhynchus mykiss (rainbow trout)
Lineage: Eukaryota; Metazoa; Chordata; Actinopteri; Salmoniformes; Salmonidae
Source: RefSeq, a predicted model, not a curated record
GAAUAUCCUGUCCCCCCCCCCUCUCCCCUCCCUUUUUCAGAGAGCAUGGCUCAGGAGACCAAUCAGACGCAAGUGCCAAUGCUUUGCACUAUGGGCUGUGGUUUCUAUGGUAAUCCCCGCACCAACGGCAUGUGCUCAGUCUGCUACAAGGAACACCUGCAGAGACAACAGGGCGUGGGCCGUUCCAGCCCCCCAGGUGAGAAAGGCUCGGUUGCUUCAUCGCCAGUGGGGUCCCUGGGAGCAGCUGGUGUGUCGGUGAAGCGCCAGACAGCGGAACCCAGCGCGGAAGGGGUCACUCUGCCCGAGGAAAGGACAUCCAGUCCCAGCUCCCCCAGCCCAGUAACCCAGCAAAUGACAGCCAUGAGUAUCUCCCAGGAUACUGGAGCCACUGACUCAGACCAGGCUAAUGGGGAAGAGGAGGGGACAUCCAAAAACACAGAGCCAGUGGGUGAGGCAGCCCAGACCUUGUCUGAUGGUGAUCAGACCCCUGACAAAAAUAAGAAGAACCGAUGCUUCACUUGCCGGAAGAAAGUGGGCCUCACGGGCUUCGCUUGUCGCUGUGGUAACCUGUUCUGCGCCAUUCACCGCUACUCUGACAAACAUGACUGUCCUUACGACUAUCGAGGUGCUGCCGCAGCACGCAUACGCAAGGAGAACCCUAUCGUGGUGGCUGAGAAGAUCCAGAAGCUAUGAGGACUGAGUAGAAAGGUUGAUAGUUACCUUGACUACUCGAACUACCCCAGCAUUUAAAAAGGUGAGCAAUUUGAAUGUUACCAACAGGGUUAUCAAGCUAUUUUUUAUCAAUGGAAUUGACCAAACAAGAUUUCUUUAAAAUAAACCUGUAUUUAUAUAGGCAAGCCAGUUAAGAACAAAUUCUCAUUUACAAUGAUGGCCAAACCCAGAUGACACUGGGCUAAUUGUGCGCCGCCCUAUGGGACUCCCAAUCAUGGCCGGUUGUGAUAUAGUCUGGAAUGGAACCAGGGUGUCUAGUGAUGCCUCUAGCACUGAGAUGCAGUGCCUUAGAUGUGCUGCGCCACUUAGGAGCCCCUGUUGGAUCAUUGCAAUUGUAUGUAAAUGAAUCAACUUAACCAGCUCAGAAUCAGCGCUUGAUGUUAUGAAAACAUCCACUACAAUUUCAAUCUGUUAUACUUUAACCUCUACAGGAUCGGUGUCUCCCCGUUGGGAAAUGUCCUUGUUACUUAUGCUCAAGACAGACAUUUCUUAUAUGGACAGAGAGCUUCAAUUCUUGUUAAUCUAACUGCACUGUCCAACUUAUCAGUAGCUAUUACAGUGAAAAAAGACCAUGCUAUUGUUUGAGGAGAGUGCAAAACAAAACUUAUCACAGCAACUGAUUUGAUACAUUCACCUCUGAAGGUAAAUAAUGUACUUACAUUCAGUAAUCUUCCUCUUUGUCAUCCUGAGGGUCCCAAAGAGAAAAUAGCUUAGUUUUGUUUGCUCAAAACAAUUUUUAUAUUAAAAUGUAGGAACUGGGUUCUACAGUUUGAACCCUAAAGUGUUUCCAUUCAAAUGGUAUCAAGAAUAUGCAUAUCCUUGCUUCAGGUCCUGAGCUACCCAAAUCUAACUGCCUGUAUGUCAUUUUAGGCUAAAGGGUCCGACCCUUUUAACAAUGUCAUUAAGCUUGUUUGUAGCACAACAUAAUCAUUGUCUGCAUUUUGAGGCCAUUACUACAAAGCAUUUGAUCCAUGAUGAUGAGUGACCAAAUCUGGCAAUAUUUCUCUGUCACUGCAGAACUGAUUUAUUAUAACUGACAGUGAAGUACUUUACUCAUUUCACUGAUGUAUGAGAAAUGAUAGCGUGGACAAUAAUUGUGUUCCAGAAUGUUCAAAGUAGUAGAUCUGUCCUGCAGGAAAUUGCAGAAGUGCAGUCAAGUCCUUUGGCUCAGAAACACCACCAGAUAUUUUUUGUUUUUAAAAUGUAGGACUGUAUGAGUAAGUAUAAAAAAUAAAAGUUUAUUUUAAAUUGA